AUGGCCCGUCAGCGCAUCGCGCAACCUACGGGCGGUUGGACAACACAAAGUGCUCCAAAAGCAUGGAAGAUGUCGCUUUCUCCAAGCGAGUCCACUGCGGAGACGAUUCCAGGCGACCCAACACAGAUCGACUUCGAUGCGGCUGAGAACGAAUUGGCAAUGCUU
Messenger RNA from Enterobius vermicularis (human pinworm), 165 nucleotides. The record is from the annotation of a GenBank genome assembly. Lineage: Eukaryota; Metazoa; Nematoda; Chromadorea; Rhabditida; Oxyuridae.